UGACACCUUGCUGCCUGACGGUCUCGGAGAAACAAUAACACGAGGUGAUCACCUGCUGGCUGUAAGGCAUAAACAUCAGGCAGCAACUUCCCUGGACAGCUCGCCGAGCUGGCCGCAAGUCAAUCCAGAUAUACUCUCCACAUCAUCGCAUCCUUGAAUCAACUCCGACCCAUCUACAACGCGGCGAUCAAACCCUCUUUUCUGAUUGAAAGAUUUGAUCGAUCUGCCCAUCCAACUCGAUACAUCCCUCGGUUCGCCGUCCCAUCCACGAUGAACGGCGCCAGUGAUCCAGAGCGUGACCAGGCGCUCGAUGAUUACAAGAGGAGUCUGAUGGACUUGAGAGAAUGGGAGGCAAAGCUCAAGUCGCUCCGCAUGGGCAUCAAGGAUUUGCAAAGAGAAUUUGAUAUCUCUGAAGAAAACAUCAAGGCCCUGCAAAGUGUUGGCCAGAUCAUCGGCGAGGUGUUGAAGCAGUUGGACGAAGAGAGAUUCAUCGUCAAGGCAUCAUCCGGACCUCGAUACGUUGUUGGCUGCCGCUCCAAGGUCGACAAGGCGAAGAUGAAGCAGGGAACCCGUGUUGCCCUCGAUAUGACGACUCUGACGAUCAUGCGCAUGCUUCCCCGUGAAGUCGACCCGCUGGUGUAUAAUAUGUCUCUGGAGGAUCCUGGGCAGGUCAGCUUUGCAGGAAUUGGUGGUCUGAACGAGCAGAUCCGAGAGUUGCGAGAAGUGAUCGAGUUGCCGCUGAAGAACCCGGAGCUUUUCCAUCGGGUCGGUAUCAAACCGCCCAAGGGUGUGUUGCUUUACGGACCUCCCGGUACCGGAAAGACAUUGCUGGCACGAGCGGUAGCAAGCUCCAUCGAAACCAACUUCUUGAAGGUGGUUUCGUCCGCGAUUGUCGACAAGUACAUUGGCGAGUCCGCCCGGUUAAUAAGAGAGAUGUUCGGCUACGCCAAGGAGCACGAGCCCUGCAUUAUCUUCAUGGAUGAAAUCGACGCCAUCGGUGGGAGACGUUUCUCGGAAGGAACCUCUGCUGAUCGAGAGAUCCAGCGUACACUGAUGGAGCUUCUCAACCAACUGGACGGCUUCGACUACCUGGGCAAGACGAAGAUUAUCAUGGCUACGAAUCGGCCUGACACACUGGACCCGGCCCUGCUGCGUGCCGGACGUCUGGACCGCAAGAUUGAGAUCCCUCUGCCUAAUGAGGUCGGUCGUCUUGAGAUCUUGAAGAUCCAUACCAGCACAGUCGUAUUAGACGGGGAGAUCGACUUUGAGAGCGUGGUCAAGAUGAGUGACGGCCUCAACGGAGCUGAUCUCCGUAACGUUGUUACUGAGGCUGGCCUCUUUGCGAUCAAGGAUUACCGAGAUUCUAUCAACCAGGACGACUUCAACCGGGCGGUGCGCAAGGUGGCGGAGUCGAAGAAGUUGGAAGGCAAACUCGAAUACCAGAAGCUUUAGAUGAGUGCGAUGUUGUUGGUGGAUAAUCAUUGAGAUUUAGCAAUUUCAACCUCUGCUUUGAGGCGACCUUAAGAAUGAUUCAAGUCAACUAUACGUAGA
Messenger RNA from Aspergillus candidus, 1551 nucleotides. It is a transcript of the gene rpt4, whose product is annotated as proteasome regulatory particle base subunit RPT4. Gene Ontology annotation, molecular function: ATP binding; proteasome-activating activity; ATP hydrolysis activity. Gene Ontology annotation, biological process: positive regulation of RNA polymerase II transcription preinitiation complex assembly. The record is from RefSeq and is a predicted model, not a curated record. Gene Ontology annotation, cellular component: proteasome regulatory particle, base subcomplex; cytosolic proteasome complex. NCBI's taxonomy places the organism in Eukaryota, Fungi, Ascomycota, Eurotiomycetes, Eurotiales, Aspergillaceae. The transcript is spliced from 5 exons. The coding region runs from base 271 to 1452 and encodes 393 amino acids.